Messenger RNA from Aedes albopictus (Asian tiger mosquito), 807 nucleotides. RefSeq names its product NPC intracellular cholesterol transporter 2 homolog a-like. Lineage: Eukaryota; Metazoa; Arthropoda; Insecta; Diptera; Culicidae. Gene Ontology annotation, biological process: intracellular cholesterol transport. Gene Ontology annotation, molecular function: sterol binding. The record is from RefSeq and is a predicted model, not a curated record. Bases 194 to 682 code for a protein of 162 amino acids. The transcript has 2 exons.
GCAUUAUCGAACACCUGUUGUCUCCAUCAUUCGCGUAGUAAUAUUUGGAAAUUGAUAAGUGAAGCUUAUCAAAUUUCGCCAAUGCUUGACCCUGGUAUAAAAGCUAAGCCUCCAGGCAUUGGGAAGCCAACAGUUGAUCCUGCUUUAACACCUAGUGUACACCCCGACCCAGACUCUCCAAACUACCAACAAGAUGUUCAAGUACCUGCUUUUGGCUGCGCUCAUCCCAGCAGUUAUGCUGCAGAACGCCGACAACGUCGACCACGAAUCAUGGCCCCAGGUUUCCAUCCGCCCAUGCGCCGGAGUUCGCCCACCACCCCGUCAAGUGCGCAUUGAGGAUUGCGUUGAGCUGCCAUGCCUGCUGCCCCGUGGACGUGACGCCAACAUGGCUAUGGAUUUCACCGCUGUCCAGGAUGCUUCCAACCUGAACACCGUUGUGACCGCUACUGCUCUGGGAAUCACUGCCCCCUAUGAGCUGCCAGCUGAGCGUGCCGCUGCUUGCAACUGGCUGGUGCAAUCCCGUUGCCCAAUCUCGGCCGGAGAGGAUCUGACCUACCACCUGAGCAUGCCCGUGACUGCUAUCUACCCACUGGUCAGUGUGACCAUCGAAAUCGAUGUCGUUGACCAGACCGGACAGUCCCACGGAUGCUUCGUCGUCGAUACCCGUGUGGUUGCUAACUAAGGUGUGCUUCGGUCAGUUUUAAUUGAGUCUCGUAGAAUAGUGUCGUGUUAUUCUACAAGCUGUCACAAUUAAUUUAUUAUAACGAAAUAUAGGGGAGUUGAUCAGCUGUGUCAAACAAUAAACAA